This is a messenger RNA of Brassica napus (rape), 2139 nucleotides long. RefSeq lists its product as uncharacterized. Lineage: Eukaryota; Viridiplantae; Streptophyta; Magnoliopsida; Brassicales; Brassicaceae. Gene Ontology annotation, biological process: proteolysis. The coding region runs from base 328 to 2127 and encodes 599 amino acids. The record is from RefSeq and is a predicted model, not a curated record. Gene Ontology annotation, molecular function: cysteine-type peptidase activity. The transcript has 10 exons.
AUUAAAAUUAAUGUUUAUCUAGUUCUUGAUUCAGUUUUUUUUUGAGUUGUCAAGUAAUUUUGGAAGAUGUUAUACAUAUUUAGGAUUGCCUUCCUAAUUUUUGUUGUACUUGCACAGACUGACACAACUCCAUUUCAUGAGACGGCUUCCAGACAAGGUGAAGCCAAUGCAGAUCAAGCAGAUGAACAACUUAACAAUGAGGCAAGUAUAAUUUUGAAAACUGUUGGUAUUUAUAAAAUUAUGAAUUUGGUUGUACUUAAAUUAAUUUUUGGAAGUUCUUGUACGAGUUCAUAAUCCCAUUCCUGACUUCAGGAUACACGAGAGCCUAUGAAUGAGAUCACGAAAGAGACACCUGGUUCUCCAAUAGCUCAACAGAAUAUUGAGACUCCAGUCCUUACUCCAAUUCAGACGCAGCAGGAGACUCACGAGCUUAUGAAUGAGAUCAUUUCACCAAACAUUUCCGACACACAGCCAAAUACCCGAGCUCGCAGAAAUCUUUUAACAGAGCAAAAUAAGGAUGUAGAAAGCAGAGUUCAAAAUCCCUUUGAGAUCGGAGCAAAUGUGGAGAUUUCAUCACAAGAUGACAAUACUUGUCAUAAAUGGUAUCCAGGAAAUGUGUUGGCAACAUAUUUGGUUGAUGGGGUUGAGAUGGUGAAAGUUGAGUACUUCGUCCCGUCUCUGGACGAAAAGAAGAGGAAAAGGAGUGUUGAGACACGUGUAUCAAUUGACAGAAUACGUCCUCAACCACCACCUGAGAGAUCUGGAGCGAAGAAAAGUUAUGAGCUAAUGCAGGACGUGGAGGCGUUCGACAAUGGUGCCUGGUGCGCUGGAAAAGUUAAAGUCAUUUUGUUUGAUGGCUCGUGUUUUGUCUCUUUGAACAAUUCUAAAGAACAAAUUUACUUCCACCAUUCUGAGAUGCGAAAACCAAGAAAAUGGGUAGAUGGUGUUUGGGAGAUGACAAAAAAGAUGGAAGAAGAGCAGACGCAGAGUGUGAAUCCAAGUGAAGGAGAUGGUGAUAAAAAGGGGAAGGCGAAGGCUGUCGCUUGUAAGAAAAAUGAAGCAGCUGGUCCAUCAGAAGAUGGUGUUGGGAAAAUGGCAAAAGAGAUGGAAGUAAAGCAGGGUAAGAGUGUGAAACCAAGUCAAGACGAUCAUGCAAAAAAGGGGAAGCCUGAUGUUGGUAAGAAGAAGAAAGCAAAUGCUCAGCCAGUAGAUAUGCUUCCUUUUCUACAGCGAGAAGAGAAGAGGCCAAUACGACCUAGAAACCCUCCUAUACCUGUAACACCUGAGGUAAUCCUUCCAAUUGAUCCAUUUGUGACACCUGAAUUUCCUCGGUUUUCAAGGCUUGCACACUGGAUGGAUCUACGGGGCAUAUAUCGUGUACCGUUUUAUAUCAAUGGAAAAGAAAUUGAAAAAGAGUUCUUUCAAAAAAUGGACGAUGCAGAAAACAAUCUCAACAAAGAGCACAUAAAUGUUGCAUUUGAAAUGCUAAAUUGUAAGAGGGUUGAGCAAGGUGCUUGGUUCCGCAACAACAAUCUUCCAGCAGCAUGCUUUGUACCAGUCAAAUUCUUAGAAGUGGUUGGGUACGCUUAUGAAUCUGUCAGGAAGCCACAUAAGAAAAAACAAACGUUAUUGGAGGGCUGUGUAGGCGAACUUGUGAAAGGUUUAAUACAUCCAAAGAAGGUAUGGCUGGAAGAUGUUGAUGUUAUAUAUGGUGUCAUUGAAGAUAAGUUGAGCUAUCACUAUAUUGGGGUGGAGAUACAAUUGAUGGACAACACAAUCACACUCUUCCAUUGUGGUCUUCCAAAAGCAAAUAUCAAACGUGCUCUUAAUCAAAUCCAAGAACUGGCAGUGUUGAUUAGUGCCAUAAAGAUGGAACUUCUUGGUGAAGAGGUUAAUUUCGAAGAUAUCAGUCCAUUUGAAGUUAAGUUUGCAGAAGGGCUUCCAAAGACAAAAUUUCCAUACAACUGUGGUAUUUUUGUUGUGAAGAUGCUGGAAUGCAGGUCACUGGGAUUGAAGAGCAUGGCUAAUAUAAAUGAUGAAACUGCGAUGGACUUACGAAGCAAGCUAUGUUGUGAGAUCUUCGACCAGUUUAUGGAUAAAGAUUUCCAGGAAGGUCAAAGGAAGUGAAAAUGUCAUAUU